AUGGUCGAAAUUUCAUUGAGAAAAGCCAGGAAUAAUUGGAAGAGUGUGACCGGAGGCUCACCCACCAAGAAUAAAAGUAAAACUACUGAACCUCAAGAAUUAACCUCUAUACCUUAUGAGAGUACAACGAAAGAGGUCUCAAAAAAAAACAAGAAAGAUAAGAAAGACAAAAAGAAGACAGCGGGUAUAAGUCCAUACAGCAAUAUGGAUACUUCAUAUACUGAAUUACCUACGAUCAAUGCAAGAGAGAAAAAUAAAGCUGCAUCAUCAAUGCAACGUAGAUUAUCUGUGCACACGCAAAACUAUAUCCCACCUACUCUAGAUUACUCGAUGCCAUUACCAAUGUCUGCAUUGAAUGGUUUAAAGGAUGGCAAUAUGUCUGCAACAACAUUAGGAUCUGGGGUAGAUAUUAAUGAUAGACCGAUGUAUAGCAAUGGUAAUAAUAACUCUACUAUGAGUCAUGAUUUAGCUAAACAAGCAGCUUCGACUCAGACAACAGCAACCUCUCAAGCAUCUCGUGGAGAACCUAUUACAGACCUAUUACAAAUGUCUGUGUUGAAGGGUAUAUUGUGUGACCCAAAUUUCAACACAAAACAAUUCGUACGUGAACGUCUGGGCAAUGCUUCUGCCGUCGAUAUUGAUGCGUUCACUACAACCCUUACCAUGCUUUCUGAUAGAGUUCAAAUAGAUGUCAAACAAAAUCUGAACAAAUCAUAUAAUGAGAUUUUGCAGGUGAAUGAUGGUUUAUAUGUUGCAUCCAACGAAUUGAAGAUUUUGAGAGAGAAUUUUAAACAGUUAGCAGAUGUAGUAGAAGAAUUUGAUACUAGUGCCAGAAAAAGACUCACACUUCAACAAGAAGCCGAGUCACAACGCAAAAGUCAAGCAUUGUUACCACCGAUCUCUGGUGUUCCAAAGCAGAGAAGAGAUAGAAGUAGUGUGAUGGUCUUAGAUAAAAUAUGGAAGGAAGAAUUGAUGAGAUUGGUCGACACUGUAGAGGGAUCUAAGAAUGUAAUAUUUGAAGGUGGGGCACGUAAGGUGGAUAGACAUAUUAUAUUGAAGAGUAACGAUUGGGUCGAACUAAAUGUUACUACUAUGAGAUUUUUACAAAUUGUAACACUUUAUAUUUUGAAUGAUCUGAUAAUAGUCGCUUCACGCAAUAAAAAUAAUGAUCUAAUGUUGAACCAGUGCCUAGAUCUAAAGACAAUUAACGUGACAAAAGAACCAAACAGUAGUCGUAUUUUAUUUAAGCCAGAUUCUAGGAUUAAUGAAACAGCUGUCGUAAAUGGUGUUAGUUCAAGAAAUGGAAUAACUAAUAGAAAUAUAGGUAACAAUGGUUUACUAUAUGAGACCAGAGAUGAAAAGGAGUGUCUGACUGUGCUCGAUGCAAUUAGAAAAGCUAAGGAUGAGUUGUGCGACAUAUUUCAAACAGAGGUAGAGAACGAGAGAAGAAUCAAAGAAUCAUUUAGAUACCUACAAUCAACACAACAAACACCAAGUGGUGAUAAGUACAACUCAAGAAGUCCAGUGAAAAGUAAUAGACGAAGUGUAGGAGCAUCAAUGACACCAAAACGUAACAGUAGACAUACUUCUAUGACACCAGGUGCUAAUCUCUCUUCAAAUGCAGGAAACGGGGUUGCUGCCGGGUUAGCUUCUUCAACAUCGGGUGUUUCUACUAUUGUGAAUUCGUUCAUGGAUCAAAAUUUGUUACAAAGUCUAACAUUAUCAAUGCAUUCUAACUCUCUAGGGAAUGAUACAAACUCGAUACCAGGCCAGUUGAAAUCCCUAGACGAUAGCAUUGAAGAAGUAGAUGUACAAAUAGCACGUUUAAAAUUUUCUGAAGCAGUUGAUUCUUUAUCAAACAUUGAAGAUAAGAUUAAUCAGUUAUAUGCAAAUUCAUACAAUGGUCAGAAUAGGGGCGACAAUAAUGCUUCUGAUAAUUACACAGGAGACAUAUCGAUGCUAUACAAUUUAUUGAUCCUUAAGAUCAAUCAAAGACGAGAUACUAUAGGGAAUAAGAUCUCACAAUCGGUUUUAUUUGAUAGCGAAAUUUCCCACUUGCUUGCCAAUGUGGUAAUUCUUUCCAAAUUAGGUAUGAAAGAACAAAGUCUGGAUUUAUUCUUACAAAAUAGAACUACAGUUAUCCAGAAAUUGACGCUUCAGAUUGGUUCUUUCGAUAACCCUGUGAAUUAUCUAACACAGCUUGCGGUAGUGCGAUUCCAAACUAUCAAACAAACUAUAUUAAAUUUUGAAAAAGUGUUCCCAGAAUUUUCAAACAAAAAUGCACUUGAUAAUAAAUUUUCAUCUAUUUUAGUGAAUUGGUGUAGUAGUGAGGUCGAUAAACAUUUUCAACUGAUAGAUAAACAAUUAUUAGAUGAUGAAAUGCUCUCACCUGCUUCGAUAAAAUCUACUAGAAAGCAAAUAGAUGAUCUGAAAACAGUAGGUCUGGAUUUUGUAUACAAACUGGACGAUUUUAUUAGAAAAAACACCCAUAAAAUUCGCUAA
Maudiozyma barnettii is the source of this 2502-nucleotide messenger RNA. It is a transcript of the gene EXO84, whose product is annotated as exocyst subunit EXO84. The transcript has a single exon. The coding region runs from base 1 to 2502 and encodes 833 amino acids. Gene Ontology annotation, biological process: Golgi to plasma membrane transport; exocytosis; intracellular protein localization. Gene Ontology annotation, cellular component: exocyst. The record is from RefSeq and is a predicted model, not a curated record. NCBI's taxonomy places the organism in Eukaryota, Fungi, Ascomycota, Saccharomycetes, Saccharomycetales, Saccharomycetaceae.